GUGAUAAAUUAAGGAGCGAUCGCGUCUAUUAACACAGUCGGUUGCUAACAUCGGUUUAACGUGGAUGUCCGACGGCGACGUAGAUCGACUUCCGCGACGGUUUCGCAAGACCCGGUGCUCUACAUGGCAUUCGAUCGAAUUUCGCACUCUUAAUUACGGAUUAUUUAAGUGAGAACACGAUAUCGAAAUGUCGGUGGCAACGAUGCAGAUGACCGAGCUCAAUCUAGACAGCUCAAACUGUUCACCUGAGAGCACGAAAGUUGACGAUAACAAAAGGGGUGUGAAACUCACGUACGGGAUCGAUGACGUUCCACCAUGGUACCUCUGCCUGUUCAUGGCUCUUCAGCAUUAUUUGACCAUGAUCGGAGCCAUCGUUUCCAUUCCCUUUAUCCUGACGCCGGCGCUUUGCAUGGCGGAGGAUGAUCCAUCGAGGAGCUACAUAAUCUCCACCAUGAUCUUCGUAACAGGAUUGGUGACGCUGUUUCAGACUAUUAUAGGCUGCAGGCUACCUUUAGUCCAAGGAGGAACCAUAUCGUUUUUAGUCCCGACCCUGGCGAUAUUGAAUCUUCCGCAAUGGAAAUGUCCUGCACCGGAAGUGAUGAACGAAAUGUCUGCAGAAAACCGAACCGAACUGUGGCAGGUCAGAAUGAGAGAGCUCUCAGGGGCUAUUGCUGUUUCCGCGUUGUUCCAAGUAGUAGUUGGAUUCGGAGGAAUUAUCGGAUACUUAUUGAAAUUCAUAACGCCGCUUACGAUUGCGCCGACAGUCUCUUUAGUAGGAUUGUCCCUCUUCGAGAAUGCAGCUGACGCAGCAUCACAGCAUUGGGGUAUUGCAGCUGGAACAAUAUUGAUGUUAACACUGUACUCGCAAAUAUUGGUGAACGUGCCAUUUCCGAUCCUAAUGUACCGCAAAGGCCAGGGGAUACGAGUCGCGUGGUUUGAUCUGUUCAAAUUGUUCCCGGUGCUACUGACGAUCGUAGUCAUGUGGAUAAUUUGCACAAUUUUAACCGUAACCGAUGCUCUGCCAGAGGGUCAUCCAGCUAGGGCGGACAGCAAGCUGAAAAUCAUUAAUCAAUCGCCAUGGUUUAGGGUUCCUUAUCCUGGUCAGUGGGGUACUCCUACGGUGACAUUGUCCGGCGUGCUUGGUAUGCUGGCUGGAGUGUUAGCUUGCACCGUGGAAUCCAUAAGUUAUUAUCCUACGACGUCCAGGAUGUGUGGUGCUCCUCCGCCUCCGGUGCAUGCAAUUAACCGUGGUAUCGGUAUGGAGGGCCUUGGUACCAUGUUGGCUGGCUUAUGGGGCAGCGGAAAUGGCACCAACACCUUCGGCGAAAACGUUGGAACGAUAGGUGUUACGAAAGUCGGUAGCCGCAGAGUGAUCCAGUGGGCCUGUGGAUUAAUGAUUCUGCAGGGACUAAUCAGCAAAUUCGGCGCUGUGUUCAUCAUCAUUCCAGAGCCGAUAGUGGGCGGGAUAUUCUGCGUGAUGUUCGGGAUGAUUUGUGCCUUCGGUCUCUCCGCGUUGCAAUACGUAGAUCUGAACUCGGCGAGGAACCUUUACAUCCUGGGGUUCUCAAUUUUCUUCCCACUGGUAUUGUCGAAAUGGAUGAUCAAACACUCGGACGUGAUACAGACCGGAAAUGAUAUAGCGGACGGUGUACUUACGGUGUUACUUAGCACGACGAUCUUGGUUGGAGGUGUAGUGGGAUGUUUGCUGGACAAUAUUAUACCAGGUACACCCGAGGAACGUGGUCUCAUAGCUUGGUCAAAGGAAAUGGAAUUAAAUACUGAAACCGAUGACAAACAGGAUCAAGGAGAAUACGUGCCCAAUACCUUCGAUUUUCCGUUCGGAAUGAACGUUUUGAGGAGGUGGAAGUGGACGUACUACGUACCAUUUUUACCGACAUACAAACCCGGAAUCUACACUUGCAGCAGAAGGAAUAAACAUUGAACACUAAUUGGUUUUUAAUUUAUUGGAUAGUCGCGCUAAAAUUAAGCGCAUGAAAGUCGAGUGUGAACGAAUGUUGCAGUGUAAAGGAAAAUAAAAUGAUUUUUAUGUUAAACGAAA
This is a messenger RNA of Megalopta genalis, 2059 nucleotides long. RefSeq names its product solute carrier family 23 member 1. Gene Ontology annotation, cellular component: membrane. Lineage: Eukaryota; Metazoa; Arthropoda; Insecta; Hymenoptera; Halictidae. The record is from RefSeq and is a predicted model, not a curated record. Gene Ontology annotation, molecular function: transmembrane transporter activity. Gene Ontology annotation, biological process: transmembrane transport.